Molecule: messenger RNA, 3914 nt
Organism: Gryllus bimaculatus (two-spotted cricket)
Lineage: Eukaryota; Metazoa; Arthropoda; Insecta; Orthoptera; Gryllidae
Source: the annotation of a GenBank genome assembly
CUAGGGACGUCCAGUAACCCGCAUGCGCAUUUUAGGUUUUUGCAAAUGCAGUAUUUUCUGUAAAUAUUUCUCCGGCGGUAUGGAAACGUAGUUUUAUUCUUGAGAGGAAAAUUGUGAAUAUAUUUUAAGCUUGAAAUAACUAAACGAUAUCGUUAAAGAUCAUGCGAAGAUUUUAAAGUGUCGGUGUCAAAGAAUAUUUUAUGAACUACUGUAGAAAAAUCAAAACAACGUUUACAGAAGUUUAACUCAAAAUUCUUAUUCACACUGCACUGAAUGUAGCGGUUUGGACGAAGCCUAUAGGUAAAGUGAAAUAAUAUAGCUACCUGUCACUAAGAAAACAUUGUGGGAAAAGAAUUGUCAGAAAUAUGAGUGUCUUCACGAAGAGGAUUAAUCCCCUCACAGGGCAGGCAGAGUGGGAACUUCAAGAUGAAAGCUAUGAUUUUCACCAAGAGAUUGCUAGAUCAGCAUUUGCUGAUAUGCUUCACGAUACUGAACGAAAUGAAAAGUAUUACAAAGCGAUUAGAAGAGCUGUUGAAACGAAACACAGAUUGGGACAAAAGGCUCAUGUACUUGAUAUUGGUACAGGAACUGGAUUAUUAUCAAUGAUGGCUGCUGCAUGUGGUGCAGAUACCGUUGUAGCUUGUGAGGCUUUCCCCCCCAUGGCUGAUUGUGCUAGGAAAAUCACAGCUAAAAACGGCUUUAAAGAUAAAAUUAGGGUUAUUUCGAAGCAUUCUACUGACUUGAUAGUUGGAGAAAAUGGAGAUUUGAAGUAUCGUGCUAAUAUUCUAGUGACUGAAGUAUUUGACACAGAAUUAAUUGGUGAAGGUGCCAUUAAGGUGUUCAACCAUGCCCACAAGGAACUUCUAGAGAAAGAUUGUAUCGUCGUUCCAAUGUCAGGGACUUUAUAUUGUCAAGUUGUUGAAAGUCCUUUGGCCCAAAGAUGGAAUAAGAUGAAUUCAAUAAUGAAUACAGCUAAAGAUCCAAAAAUUCUCAUAGAUACUCCUCCUGAAGUUUGGAAUUGCCCUGGAGCUGCUGGAGUACAUGAUAUUCAACUAAGCCAGUUUCCACAAAGUGAAUUUCAGACAAUAGUAUCUCCACAGCCAGUUAUGAGAUUUGAUUGGUCUGGAAGAUCUCCUUUACCUUGUGAAUUUUCCAACAUAUUGGUAUCUAAAGCUGAAAAGGAUGGUGUUGCCCAGCUGGUAUUUGCAUGGUGGGAUCUUGUUAUGGAUGUUGACGGAGAGAUAGUGUUGAGCUGUGCCCCAGUGUGGGCCCAUCCACUUACCAGAGGAGAAGGGAGUGCAGAUGACUUGCCAUGGAGGGAUCACUGGAUGCAAGCAGUGUAUUAUCUGCCAAAAGAGGUUGAUGUGAAAGAAGGCCAAGAAAUAACUAUAAUUUGUACUCGAGAUGAGUAUUCGUUUUGGUUCAAUGCCUGUGAAAAUUUGAGGAUAUCAGAAAUUGAUUAUCAGCGACCCUUAUGCGAUUGUGGUUUGCAUGCUGGCUUCAGUAGGACACGGAUAGGAGCAAUGAAUGAUUCUGAGCGAAUACGAAAAUAUAUUGCUGCUCUUGAACCUCUUAUUACUGAUGAAAGUUCCUGUUUGUGCCUGAGUGAAGGUACACUUUUGGGGUUGGUUGCUGCUAAAUUGGGUGCAAGAAAAGUAUACUGUAUUGAAAGUAAUGUGCUUGCAAAAAGAGCGUUGGAAGAAUUUAUUAGGCACAACUAUUUGCAGGAGAAAGUAGUUUUGAUGGAUAGUGUUGAAACAUUAAAGAAACAUCAAGAGUUGGAAGGCCAGGUAAACGUGGUUCUGGGAGAACCACACUUUUUUACUACACUACUGCCUUGGCACAAUGCGUAUUUUUGGUACAUGAAACAAGAAAUAAGUUCCCUGUUGUCUCCUUGUACAACCAUUUUACCUGCAGAAGCUACUGUUUGGGCUAUGGCAGUUGAAUUUAAAGAUCUGUACAAAAUUAGAGCCCCACUAUGUAAUGUAGAAGGAUUUGCAGUAGCUGAAUUUGAUAAACUAAUCGAACAUUCAAGUUCCAUCAGUGACAGUGCCGUGGAGGCACACCCAUUAUGGGAGUAUCCUUGUCGAGCAUUGACUCGACCUUUCCAGAUUCUUGAUUUCUCUUUUAAUAAGAAUGUUGCAGAUUGUGCUAUUCAUAAAGAAGGAGAAGUACAUUGUGAAGGAUCUGGCAUUUGUCAUGGUGUUGUAAUGUGGGUUUAUUGGGAUUUGGAUGGCAAUCCCAAACAUGGCAUUACAACAGGGCCUGUAGAAAUGGUUAAUAUUGGUGAGAAAGUGAAAUGGGAUAUGCAUACAAGGCAAGGGGUUUAUUUCUUCAAUGAAUUUCAUCACGUGGGAGAGCUAGAAGACAGCUGUGUUAUCAAAUUUUCAGGCAAAUUUUUACCACAUUCUGGACUAAGUUUUCAUUUUUCUAUUAAAUAAUAAUAAUAAUAAUAAUAAUAAUAAUAAUAAUAAUCAUCAUCAUCAUAAUGGAGAUCUGGUUAGGUAGAUAUUAAUAAAAUGCUUACAACAAUGUAGGGUAAUGCUAAUUUCAAGUAAAAUAAUGACCACUACUGUUUGCUAACUGUUAAACAGACUGCACUGCAUGUGAUAGUAUUAAAAAUUCUAAAUGCAUAAUGGUUCCAUUCUUGUUUGUAACAGGAAAGAUUUUUAUUUUAGAUGAAUGUCCUGGAAAAAAUCCUUUGCAAUUUAAGCAUUGAUACCAUAUUUAUUUAGGUGUUGUUUCAAAUGUGCCCUCUAUCAAUUUAAUAAAAGUGCACUUAUCCAUUCAUACCCAGGGAUUGUUUCAUUACUACAAAGGUUACAGGAAAAACUUUGAGUUUAUUAUUGUAUUCAAACAUGAUUUAAGUGCAGAAAGAAACAGUUUGUAAGAUAUUUUUAAAAUAUUUCUCAGUGCAAGAGUUGUAUAGUUUUAAGUGUUGCAAAUUUUAAAUAAAUGUAAAUACAUAUAUUGUAUUAGGAAAAUUAGUGCACACAUUUGGCUAUUAGCCAUUAGGAUAGUCAAAUGUAAGGAGUACAAAAUCUGUAGUAUGGUAUUAUAAUUGUUUUACUGAUAAAGGAGUUGUGUGUUGUAUUAGAAAUGGGUAGAUACGUUCUGAAAAGGAAGUAGAAAUUUUCCAUCUUGAACUUGUACUUAAAGAUAAGUUAUUUGUACAAUUUUGUAGAUGUAUUAAAAGUUACUAGAAGUAACUUUUAAGUUAUAAAAUAACUUAAGUUAAGUUAUUUUCAGGUAUUUUUAAUGCUAUAAAAAGUCGUACACAACACAAAUCACACAGUAGUGUAAUAUCAAUGUAAAUUUAAAAAGACUGUGUAGCACAUGGUAAUUAUGAUAAUGACAGGUGCCUAAAAUGUUAUAUUCACCUGUGUUAUAAAAAUUUUGUAUGUCAGAUUUGUGUUUUACAAAGAGGAGGAUAUAUCUUGUAAUUGUAAGAAGUAAAUUAGAGUACCCUUUCUUGGAACGUAUUUAAUGCAAGAUAGUUACGUAAAACGAUGGCCUCCAAAAUUCCUUGACAGUAAUGAGAAGUAACUUGAGUACUUCUUUUGUACUAAUUAUUAAAUCUAUUUCUAUGAUAUGUGUUCUUAGUAUUAGCAGAAAUGUUAAUAAAAGUCACAUUUACUGAUAAAUUAAUUCUUUUGUCAUGCACAUUUUCAUUGUAAUAGCAAGACUCAUUUUGAUACAAAGAUAAUGUACUUUUUUUUUGUGUUUGUGAUAUAAAUGGUCUAGCUAGUAAUGAUGUAAACAAUUAGCUUAACAAUAUUUUUUCUUCUUCAAAUUUUGUACUAUUAUUGUGAUUUAUCUGAAGCAUUGUUGUGUUCAUACUAGUGUAAGCUUUCUGAGUACAAACUAGAAUUUUUGUAAAUUUUAGAUACAUUAAUAAACAGAAAUUGAUUAAA